This is a messenger RNA of Poecilia reticulata (guppy), 1794 nucleotides long. Its product is annotated as histone H1-like. Gene Ontology annotation, molecular function: DNA binding; structural constituent of chromatin. NCBI's taxonomy places the organism in Eukaryota, Metazoa, Chordata, Actinopteri, Cyprinodontiformes, Poeciliidae. Gene Ontology annotation, cellular component: nucleosome. Gene Ontology annotation, biological process: nucleosome assembly. The record is from RefSeq and is a predicted model, not a curated record.
UAAAUUAGAAUGUGACAGGUGCGUAGUUACUUAUUUUUAAUAACUAUUUGGUGAACCUUUUCUUUCCCCCCCAUCAGAUUCAUCCCAGAGGAAUCCUGACCGGCGGCGUAAUCAUCGACAGCUUCGGUGUGUUUUUACUGUCGGAGAAACUUCCAAAUUUCAAGCUCAGAUAAUCAAACUACCACAGCCAUUUUAUUUUUAUUAUUUCCACAGACUUCUCUUGUAAUGAGAGGACCACAUUUAUGUAUUCUGUAAAGUGAUUUUAUAUGUUUUAGGAGACGAAAUGUGUUGAAAAUUCACCUGUCGAUGCAUGGAAUCAGAGGGUCUCUGACACCUUUGAGCGCUCCUGGAACAAAAAGAAAAGCUUCUGGAAACCAAAUAUGACCUCACUGUGGAGACAAAUCAGUUUCCUUUCCGUUACAGUAACAUUUAUGUUAGAAAAUAUCACAUUUGAGAAGAUUUAAAGCUGAAAAUGCGGCGAAGAAAACACAAGUAUGGCCAUUUUUGUGGCAGCAGCGGAGCGGCGGACUGAGUUGUCUCUUCACGGUUCUCACGUCUGUUAUAAGUCCCGCCUCCUGCCGCACGCUGGGCACGUGGCACAACAAGUGAGAAAUAUGACAGAAGUAGCGCCAUCAGCUGUUGUAAUCCCGGCGGAUGUCCCGCCGAAGCCUCCUAAUCGGCCCAAGAAGGGAGCCAGCAUCUACAAACUCAUCGUGGCCAUUGUGGCCGACUCCAAGGAGCGCAAGGGAAUCUCUCUGACGGCUCUCAAGAAGGCUCUGGCAGGGAAAGGCGUCAAUGUGUCCAAGGCCAACAAGCGCAUCAAUAACGCCGUUACGAAGCUGGUCACAGGAGGAACCCUGAGCCGAACCAAAGGGACCGGAGCAUGCGGCUCUUUCAAGAUCGCUAAGCCUAAAAGGCAGCCAAAAGCCGCCAAUCUAAAGAAGGCGGUGAAGAAGAAGACUCCCGUCAAGGCAAAGCGACCGACCGGCAAGAAGGCCAGCGCUCUCAAAAGACCCGCCAAUAAGAGAGCAGCGGCCAAGAGGUCCCCGAAGAAGUCACCGGCAAAGAAAGUAGCUAGAAAGGUAAAGAAGAGCCCCAAGAAGACCGCCGCAAGGAGGCCAAAAACUGUGAAGAGGCCGAAGGCUGCAAAGAAACCAAAGGCUGCAAAGAGACCCGCAGUUAGAAGACCGGUAGCCAAGAAAAGGCCGGUAAAAAAGCGCCCAGCUAAGAAGGCUAGGAGGUACUAGUAAACUCGCUUCACCCACUGCUUAAAGCACCAAAGGCUCUUUUAAGAGCCACCACUCCUUCAACUGAAGAAGCGGUUCCUAAUGUAAGUUAGUACUGUUCCCAACAUUUAUCUUUGAAAGUAAAUAUAAUCGUCUUCUUUAGACUUUAACGGCAGCUUGCAUCCAUUAUUGUUGCACUACUGCCAUCUGUUGGACCAUAAUACUUAUUCCUCAAAUUGUCUUUAUGAUCCCGGUGGGUUUUUUUUUUAUUUAUAAAACGAAAUGUCUUCCCUUUACCUUCAUUGCUAUUUCACUGAGCAACCACAUUGUCAAGUUUCAAUUCCCUAUUAAAACCUAUUUCCAUAUUCAGUAAUCUUUGAUUCCCAUUUUUCCUACAACUAAUGAAAACAUGUCCCAUCGUUUCUACAGUAUCACACAAAUUACAUAAACCAGUAAGAUGUUUCCCCAUCUUAAAAUAAGUGCCAUUCAAAAAACGGACCGGUUCUUAUCUAUUUAUAACUAUCUCCUCCCUCCUGUUUAUUCAUCUAAUCCUUACAACAUCAACUGA